This is a messenger RNA of Drosophila eugracilis, 582 nucleotides long. Its product is annotated as ADP-ribosylation factor-like protein 16. The record is from RefSeq and is a predicted model, not a curated record. Gene Ontology annotation, molecular function: GTPase activity; GTP binding. The transcript is spliced from 2 exons. NCBI's taxonomy places the organism in Eukaryota, Metazoa, Arthropoda, Insecta, Diptera, Drosophilidae. The coding region runs from base 1 to 582 and encodes 193 amino acids.
AUGUCCUCCUGCAUUUGCUUGGGUCCCAAAAGGGCGGGUAAAACUCACCUGCUCAAAGCUUUGCAAGAUCCAGAUUCCAUAGACGAGACCACCUUUUCAAUGCCCACCAUUGGAACUGGGAUUUACCGCAUCCAUUUUCCAACAAAAUCGCCCAACGGGGAUAAACUUAGGCCCCCUCCCGCAGAUACUCAGCUUAACAUACCCCAAGGCGGUAAAAAUUUGCCCAAAUCUAUACAAAUUUUGGAGAUCGGAGGAAGUAUGGCUCCCUUGUGGCGACAGUACUUCGAGGAUGUCAAGAAGCUUAUUUAUGUGGUGGACACUUCUAAUCUCUGCCAGAUUUCCGCAGCUGGUGUUCUUUUCUAUUCAAUUUUAACAGAACCGCGACUUCAGCACAACACAAAGAUCCUUUUGGUUUUGGCCAAAAUGGAUUACUCCUACCGUCAGAUGCGAAACGAGGCCCUACUUAUGCUGCAGAUGUCCAAAUUACAGAAGCAAAUUCGCCAGCAGGUUACAAUUGUGGAGGCCAGCGCAGUAACCAAAGUGGGUCUAGAUCCCAUCUACGAUUGGCUCCAGAGACCCUAA